CAGUAGUCAUGUGUUCAGAGAGAGAAACAGGGCUGGGUUUCUGUUUUUUUGGUAGAAGAGAAUGAGGAAGUGUUGAAAGAAACAACCGACAACCCUACACAACCGGACUGGAUCAGAGAACAUGGAGGAGCCUACAACACACAGCCACGAGGAGAGCACGGAUCUUGAGCCAGAGUUGAGGCUGGUGCUGCUGGGCUUUGCUGGAUCAGGGAAGAGCAGCGUGGGGAACGCCGUGCUUGGCUUUAAAGCGUUCGAAACCCGUCUCAGCGCCGAGUCCCAGAAGCCGGUUACACAGCAGUGUGAGAGGAAGUGUGGGACCGUCGCUGGAAAAAAGGUGGCGGUGAUCGACACUCCAGACUGGUUCUUCUCAGAGCGCCCCCCGAAGGAAGUGCAGGGCCAGCUGUCUCUAUGCAAAUCGCUGUCCGGCCCGGGACCCCACGCCUUCCUGCUGUGCGUCUCUGUGCACCGGCCAGGUGAGCAGGAUCUCCAAGCGUUGGAUGCUUUGGAGAAGGUGUUUGGGCCGGAAGCUUUGAGCAAGCACACCGUCGUACUUUUCACUCGUGCGGAACGUCUUUCUGAAGACCUGCCGCUGGAGGAGUUACUGAGCGGCGAGCGCAAAGACCUGCAGGAGGUGGUGGCGAGGUGCGGGAAUCGCUAUCAGGUCCUGGAACUCGAAGAAGAUGAUGGAAAGAGUGUGGAAAAGCUGCUGGAGAAGGUGGAGGAGAUGGUAAACGAGAGUGGGGAGGAAUUCUACACCUUUCCAUCACUUAAGAAAGCAGAUUCGGAAAUUAGAGGAACCGAGGGGAACGAAGAGCCAGACUUAUCGUCUGAAAUCAUGUGUAGAAAGAGAGGAGGAGGAGGUGAAGGAGGAGAUGAGGAAGAACAGGGCAGUGAGAAGGCUGAGAAGGUGAGUGCAGAUGAUCAGGAGGCGGUGGGAGACGAAGACACCACUUUAUCACCUCCUGGACCUCCUCCUUCAUUUCUGCGCUGGAUGUGGGACAGUGUAGUGGGUUGGGUGCUCUGGAUACCCAGUCUGCUGAGGGGCAGCACAUUACUCGGUUCCUUUGUGGGGCUGUUCGUUGGAGGAGUGUUCGGAGGGGUCAUGGGAGCUACGGUGGGCUCGGUGGCCACUGAGGUGGGCAGGAGAAAACCUCAAAAAGCAAAAGAGAAAUGACUUUGUCUACUUUUAGAACACUAAAACUUCAUUAAAAAGCUCUUGACCAAGUCACUAAGCAAGAUAUUAGCAAGAUAAAACCAAGCUAACAACUGAGAUAAUAUAUAAUACUGUUACUGUUACACACUUUCAAGGCUGGUGCUUACCAGAGCUUGAGUAGUCCUGGACCUGGAGUACUCCUGUUCUGCACAUUUUUGCAUUUCCUCUGCUGAAACACGCCCACUUCAGCUCACUAAACCAGUUGAAGGCUUGUUAAUUAGGAAGGGGAACACAUGUGCAGGACAGGGCUUCUCCAGGACAAAGACCAAAGAUAAGAAGGAAAAAAAAAUACACAACAAUCAGCCAAAACAUUACAAUGACUGUAGACUGUAGUCUUGUAUCUGUUUCUCUAUAUACAUUUAUUUUUAUUUUUUUCCUCAUUUUCUACCAAUAUAGCUAGGUUGAUUUUUCCACCCAUUCAGCUGCUAGUUGGCUAAAUAGCCCACAUCACUGUUGAUGCCACAACACAAGGAGCGUGAAGACUAGCACAUGCCUCCUCCGAAACAUGUGAAGUCAGACUCCGCCUCUUUUCAAACUGCUGCUGAUGUAGCAUCACAGCACACUCGAAGGAAAGUGCAGCGACUCGGUUCCGAUACAUCAGCUCAAAGAUGCCUUGUGUUGAUCCACAUCACCCUAGUAGUGAUGAGGGGAAAGAGCACCCCUCAUUUACCAUCCCAGAGAGAGCAAGGGCAAUUGUGUUCUUUCAGGGCUCCGGCAGUUAAUGGCAAGCUGCAUGACCGGGAUUCAAACCAGUGAUCUCCCAAUUAUAGUGGCAGUGCUUUAUGGAGCAGGUAGCAGAGCAGUUUUUUGGGCGGUGGCACUCAGACACUGUUUGGCAUGGUGGUUGUGUAUAAGGUGUUAGUGUGUGUUGUGCUGGCAUGCGUGGACCAGAUACAGCCAGCAGUGCUGCCGGAGUUUUUAAACACCUCAGUAUCACUGAUGAACUGAGAAUAGUCAGUCCACCAACCAGAAAAGGGCAGCAUCCUGUGGGCAGUGUCCUGUGGGCACUUAUAAAGGACUGACUAGAGGAUGACCAACACUGUAAACUGUGCAGGAACAGAUUCAGAGCUUCUGUCUCUGACUUUAUUUUACUUUAUUAUCUAUAAGGUGGAGCAGCUGUAGGUAGGAGUGUGUAAUAGAGUCUAAUACAGUAUGUGAAGAAUACAGUGUUUAAAACAACCAGCAGCACUGCUGUAUCUGAUCCACUCACACACACACACACACUGCUCAACACACACUGUCAAAUGAUAAUGACCCACCACCUAAAUAAUAGCUGCUCUGUUGUAGCUCUGUGGGGUCCUGAACUUUGAUGAACAGAGUAAAAGGUGUACAGAGAUUUAAGGACAUGGUGUUAAUGUUAUGGCUGAUUGGUGUAUAUGCAAAUAAACUAAGAUUAUAAGGUUGUUUAUGUAGGAAAGACACUUGGAAUAGAUUUAUAAGCACCUUAAACUACAAACUAAAGCAACUUUUUUUUUUUUUUAAUGUGAAUAAAUGUGAGUAAAUGUGAGUAAAUUACUCCCAGACACAGUCAUGAAAAUAAAUGCUGUAAAAGCCUUGAUGGCUAUAAUGGAAUAACAAAACUUACUGCUAUAAUAGCAGCUUGUGUUUACUUCGUAAUAUCACUCUGCCAGGUUUAAUGUGCAGGUGCCUACAACCAACAAUUUGCCAACUUAGGUUAUGUUCAGAACGCAGACAAAUCUAAUUUAAGCACCUAAAGCGAACUAAUAAAUCCCAAUAUUAUUCACAUUUCAUAGCAUCUACAAAUGUGGUUUGGAUUCAGUUUGCAAAAUUCUGUAGUUUCUGGCUGUCCACACUCAAAAUGAUUAAAAAUCUGUAUAUAGAUAAUAUAUAAUAGAUAUAAUCUAGAUAUUUCAGAAAUCAGAUUUGAGCUAGCAGUCUGAACAUAGUUUUAGACCCUGUUAACACCUGGUCAUUUUACAUAACUAGUAUUUGAUUGUAUCCUGAUAAGUCUUUAACUGCAUGCAUUUACAAUUAAAAGACAAAUUGUUCAUCAUUUAGUCUGAUUAAAAUCUGAUUGCCAUGUGCAACAAAAUAUGCAAAUCUUAUUGGUGUUUUAGUUUUACUGGAAGGAAUUUUGGUUGUCUGAUGUGUCACUAAUGACAAACUGCUGCUGUUUACACCUGACUGCUGUUGUUUAACCUGCAGGUUCUUCUGCCCUGUUUCUUUCUUCACUUCACUUUAAAGCUGCUGAUCUUUCUCAACCCUAAUGUGUGUUAUUUUUUGGAAAAUGAAUAUUAUUUUUAAAAAUGCCUGAAGACAUUAUAUGAUUUCCUUGUUUAUUAUAGAGGAAUUUCAGAGGAUUAACCAAAAUCAUAUUUGGUGAGAAAUGACAGCAUGUCGUGUAUUUUAAUAAUGAUUGGAUUGCGGAAAAAUAACCAGACUGUUCCGUAAUAUAUGGCACGCAUUAAAGCAUAACCCGCAGUAAAUCUGUGCACACGUUCCUCACGUUUUCAGCAGCUCCAGCUGAUGUCAAAUGCUUUUAGAAGGCAAAGGCCAAUGAAUUCAAAUAAACCCAAGUUGGAAAUGUGAGUCAUGACCGUUUACAGUACAUCUCCUGUAGAUUCAUAUGGGCUGUACUGUAAUUGAAAAUAACCUCUUGUGGAGUCUGUUACCAAUUGCAUUUUAAAUUGUUUAACUGUGCGCUGAUUGGAGACGUCAGGCUGCAAGGAGUACCCGCCUUAAACGCACACAUAUAUAUACACACACACUGUUUAAACAGCUAGCAGAUCCUUUGAGAAAGAACGAAUGGACUUUUCUGUCUUUUGUUUCUUGUCAACAGUGGAAUUUUUAAUGCAUAUUUUUAUAUUUUGUUGUUGCAUGAAAAACAGAAAAUAAAGAAACUAAAUCUUAUCUAAACUUA
This is a messenger RNA of Astyanax mexicanus (Mexican tetra), 4094 nucleotides long. RefSeq lists its product as uncharacterized. The record is from RefSeq and is a predicted model, not a curated record. The transcript has 4 exons. The coding region runs from base 122 to 1174 and encodes 350 amino acids. Gene Ontology annotation, molecular function: GTP binding. Lineage: Eukaryota; Metazoa; Chordata; Actinopteri; Characiformes; Acestrorhamphidae.